This is a messenger RNA of Mustela lutreola (European mink), 6746 nucleotides long. It is a transcript of the gene FGD4, whose product is annotated as FYVE, RhoGEF and PH domain containing 4. Gene Ontology annotation, molecular function: guanyl-nucleotide exchange factor activity; metal ion binding. The transcript has 17 exons. The coding region runs from base 761 to 3064 and encodes 767 amino acids. The record is from RefSeq and is a predicted model, not a curated record. Gene Ontology annotation, biological process: filopodium assembly; cytoskeleton organization. Gene Ontology annotation, cellular component: cytoplasm. Lineage: Eukaryota; Metazoa; Chordata; Mammalia; Carnivora; Mustelidae.
ACUUUCAAGUGUUAUUUUCUGUUUCUCAAGUUAAGCUGCUUGUGACCUUUCUCCCUGAAUGAGCAGUAGACAUUAUCUGAAACGUUAGGACUUUGAACCACCAAGGGUAGAUUCGCUGAAAAGCUUUUAAUUGGCCUGCAUUGCCUUGUUUAAAUAGCCAAACACCUGCUAGGCAAGCCCUUGCGCAUGUGAGUGGCUAUAUGUUGCUUCCUUUAGGAUUUGCAAGGCUGGAGCACAAAGACAGUGAUUGUUACCCAAUAAGCUGUAGUCACACACUUCUACCAAUCGCCUUAGGAGGGCUGGUUACCAUGGAAUCCACCAUCUGUUCACUCCCCGCUGGAAUGUGAUUAUCCUUGCUGGGCUGGGAACUGGGAAGCGUGUGCUGUGUGAAAUUAUCUGCAAUGGACUGGGUUAAUGCGAAGCUAGAUUUGGCUCGCUGGAAGAACAAAUGAAGGGAGUUUUACUUAAACCAUUUGUGACUUCUAAUCAAGAGGAAAACAUCCAGCUUUUAUAAGGCAGCAGUACCUGUCCAAAGAUCACUGUUGUUCCACCUUAUUUGAAAAGAAGCACGACCCCACAGGUUGAUCAGAAUGUAUCUAACGAAGAGGCUCAGGGAAUAAAUGGAAAAACGCCCGCGAAACACUCAGCUGCAAGUCCAAAGCCACAAGUGCCUCCAAAGCCAUUGCAUCUGCAGAAUUCACCUUCGUCCAAUAUACACCAAACCCCCAGGCAUAAAGCUUUAUCUAGUGAGAAACCAAGGAUGGAGGAAGUUAAACCUGCCUCUGCUUCUUGUGUCUCAAAAGAAAAACCCAGUAAGGUAUCAGAUCUCAUCAGUCGCUUUGAAGGAGGCAGCACAUUAUCAAAUUACAGUGAUUUGAAGAAAGAUUCUGGUGUGAACCUGAAUGUUCCUAGGACCCCAGGAAGGCAUGGACUGGCAACCACCCCUCAGCAAAAGCUCCUCUCCCAGCACCCACCACCGAAGCUAGAAAAUGACACUGAUCCAACUCAGGGUGUACAGACUGGUGUGGCUAAUGGCGUGAUAGCUGCACAAAACCAGAUAGAAUGGGAGGAGGACAAAGCGGCCACUCUUAGCCCAGAAACUCCAGUUCAAGCUCUGGAACCCUUGCUUGCUGUGAGCCUAGUGAACGGAGAAGGAGAGGAGGAAGCGACCACAGGCCCUGCAUCCCCCACAGCAAAGGAUGAUGAUGGAAAUGCUGCUGACAGUAGCUGUAGGACUCCCAGGGUCAGCCAGGUACUCCCCCUGGAAGAAGGAAGGGCAGACACGGAAGCCCAGGUGCAAGAGCGGGAAGAUGGAGAAAGCCCUCUGGAAUCGGACCAGCUGGACCCCCACCCCGAGAUGAAGGAAACUAAUGAGCAAAAGCUUCACAAAAUAGCCAACGAACUUUUGCUUACAGAAAGAGCUUAUGUCAACCGACUUGACCUCUUAGAUCAGGUAUUUUACUGCAAAUUAUUAGAAGAAGCAAAUCGAGGCUCAUUUCCAGCAGAGAUGGUGAAUAAAAUCUUUUCUAAUAUUUCAUCAAUAAAUGCCUUCCAUAGUAAAUUCCUAUUGCCAGAGCUGGAAAAACGAAUGCAAGAAUGGGAAACAACCCCUAGAAUUGGUGACAUCCUUCAGAAAUUGGCACCAUUCCUUAAGAUGUAUGGAGAAUAUGUGAAAGGAUUUGAUAACGCAAUGGAAUUGGUUAAAAACAUGACCGAGCGUACUCCCCAGUUCAAAUCAGUAGUUGAAGAAAUUCAGAAACAGAAGAUCUGUGGGAGCUUGACUUUGCAGCAUCACAUGCUGGAGCCUGUUCAGCGGAUUCCCCGGUAUGAGAUGCUCCUGAAGGACUACCUGAGGAAGUUGCCCCCUGAUUCUCCAGACUGGAAUGAUGCUAAAAAAUCACUUGAAAUUAUAUCUACAGCAGCAAGCCAUUCUAAUAGUGCAAUAAGAAAAAUGGAGAACCUAAAGAAACUGUUAGAGAUUUAUGAAAUGUUGGGAGAGGAGGAAGACAUUGUAAAUCCUUCAAAUGAACUAAUAAAAGAGGGACAAAUCCUCAAACUCGCUGCUCGGAACACAUCAGCACAAGAACGCUACCUUUUCUUAUUCAACAACAUGUUGCUGUACUGCGUACCAAGAUUCAGCUUGGUGGGCUCUAAAUUCACAGUUCGAACCAGGGUUGGCAUCGAUGGAAUGAAAAUUGUGGAGACUCACAAUGAAGAAUAUCCACACACUUUCCAGGUGUCUGGGAAAGAGAGAACACUGGAACUGCAAGCCAGUUCUGAGCAAGACAAAGAAGAAUGGAUUAAGGCUCUUCAAGACACCAUUGAUGCUUUCCAUCAGAGGCAUGAAACCUUCAGAAAUGCAAUUGCAAAGGAUAAUGACAUGCAGUCAGAAGUUUCUACUGCUGAGCUGGGGAAAAGAGCUCCAAGAUGGAUCCGAGAUAACGAAGUAACGAUGUGUAUGAAAUGCAAAGAGUCUUUCAAUGCACUGACAAGAAGAAGGCAUCAUUGUCGAGCAUGUGGACAUGUGGUUUGUUGGAAGUGUUCUGAUUACAAAGCUCAACUUGAGUACGAUGGUGGAAAAUUAAACAAAGUUUGUAAAGACUGUUAUCAAAUAAUAAGUGGAUUCACAGAUAGUGAAGAAAAAAAAAGAAAAGGAAUUUUAGAGAUUGAAUCAGCAGAAGUAUCUGGAAACAGUGUAGUGUGCAGCUUUCUUCAGUAUAUGGAGAAGUCAAAACCUUGGCAGAAAGCUUGGUGUGUGAUCCCCAAACAAGACCCUCUUGUGCUGUACAUGUACGGUGCCCCCCAGGACGUCCGAGCCCAGGCCACCAUUCCACUCCUCGGCUACGUUGUGGACGAUCUGCCAAAGAGUGCAGACCUGCCCCACAGUUUCAAACUGACCCAGUCCAAGUCUGUGCACAGCUUUGCUGCAGACAGUGAGGAACUGAAACAGAAGUGGCUGAAAAUCAUCUUUUUAGCUGUCACAGGUGAGACACCAGAUGGUCCCAACAAGCAUCCAGCCACCUUGGAUGAUCAUGCUGAACCUAAGAAAAAAUUAGAAUGCUGAACUCCAGGACCAUCCAUGACAUGGAGGUCUCAAGAUUUACAGCCCAAGACAUUCCCAGCCCUCCUUAUUCAUCUCUUAGCACUUUAUGUUGGAAAAUAUAGGCUCAUAAAUGCAUCUUUUGGGGGACUAUUUUCCUAUGUUUCUGUACCCUUAGUGAAACUGAUGUGCAGAGCCAUUCUACCGAUAAAAGUUUGAAAUAAUGUGAAAAUGGAGCAUUUUUUAAUGAGCUAUUCCUUGCAUAUGUACUUUUGUCUUGAAGAAGAUGGUAUCAAUGGAUUCUAUCACUAUCAGGUUAGAAUAGGCCACUUGCAUCUAAGGUCCUUCCAUGUCUUCUCCCUCACAGGUAGGACUUGUAACAGUUUGAAAGAUAUACCUCCAUGUUGCCAAAAUAGAUCCAUGGUAUUAAAAAAAAAAUACAGGGACAGUUUAGGCUAUUAACUUAUUUAAUUUAGUUUAUAAAGCUCAAGCUGCAUAAACAAUGUAAGGUCUCUUAAAACAAAAAGGACAAAUUGUUGACAUUCAAACUUUCAACUUACUAAGAAAAGAUAGUACUUGUUUUUGUAGAAAUAUUCCUAAGAAGAAACUAUCUCAAGUAUAUAGCAAUUAUGUGUAUAUAGUAUUAAAUAUGGAUAUAAUUAUAUUAUACAUGCUUUUCUCUUCAGCUUUAGGUUCAUAUUUGUCUCUAAUUUAUUUUUUAAAUAUAAAGCAUGUUUUAUCUUGGAUUUGAACAAUUUCAGAAAUGUUUUUGGUGUUUUAUGUUUAACUGAUUGACAUCUAAGGGUAUUGAUAUUUUUAUAAUAAGAAAAAGCAGUAAUUUAUGUGGCAUGGGAUAUAUUAGUUCCAACAGUAUUUUUAAAGUACUAUUUUUUUCGUUCUGUGCCUAUUUAAAACAGUGCCUCUCUUUGAAGGUGCUAAUAAUACCUAUUUAAAUAUAUAAUGAGAGUUUAAUUAAUGCUUCAGUCUUGAGUAUUUGGCCACUGGGGUGGUCGAAGUCACACAGGUUAUUUUACCUUUCACAGUCCUGCAAUUGUUGCAGCAGUUAAUAUCAGCAUGUGCAAAAAUGUUCACAGAAACCUAAACUGUACAAGAUACCUGACUUUAUAUAGAACUGGGACAUAUGGAAACUGUGUUUAUUGUAAUGUUUUUCUAUUCUGUAAGGCUAUUAAGCAUGGUUAAAUGAGGAUUAUACAUAAUUAACACUUAGAUAACUAUGUGGGCCUAUGCCUUCAUCAGAUGGGAAAUGAAAUUCACAUGUGUUAACCUGUGUUUGAGGGGCAGGUAAAUAGAAAUUAGAGGGAGUUUAUGCUCAACUCUUUAAACCACCUCAGUGAAGAAAAGGAGGGGGAAAACACAGUAAUGAAAAGCAAUAUUUUAAUGGUAGGUUUGGGAGGUACAAGAUGUUUGAAGAGAGUCUGAGCAUUUUUUCCCAUCAUUUGGGGAAUUCUUAAUAGUCAAAACAUGAUUUAUCACAAAGGCUGCUCUUCAUUAUAUUGUGGUUGUGAUUAAGAUCUCACAUAAAAUUGGCUAUUUAAGUUAAUCUUUUUCUCAGAUUAGGUAUUUUUUUACCCAUUUACCCUGUUAAGCCCCAAACAUUAUCACUUUUAAAUUCCUAAGUCUGCUAGAAAUCCACAAGAAUGACCCCACUAUCUUGGCUUUUGAAAAUUAUGUCUUUUUUUUUUUUAAGAUUUUAUUUAUUUCUUUGACAGACAGAGAUCACAAGUAGGCAGAGAGGCAGGCAGAGAGAGAGAGGAGGAAGCAGGCUCCCCUCAGAGCAGAGAGCCCAACGUGGGGCUCCAUCCCAGGACUCUGGGAUCAUGACCUGAGCAGAAGGCAGAGGCUUAACCCACUGAGCCACCAAGGUGCCCCAAGAAUUAUAUCUUAAGUGUAGAAUGGAUUCACUCAGAAUUUAAGACAGCCACACAUUUAUUCAGGCCUGUCAUUUUAAGAAAUAUUUGAAGUCUCUCCUUUUUUCCCCCCACUCCAAAGGCGAAGGUAAACUAAUUAUGGCUGACAAAAUUAGAUUGCCUUCCUCUAUAAAAGGAAUUUCAGCCAUGAUCAUUAACAUUAAACCAAAUAUUUGGAAUCAGAAAAAGAUAAAGGUGUAGCUUCUUAAGCCCUAUCACAUCAGGGACCCACUGAAAGAAAUGUUACAUUACUUCUCUUUUCUAGUUGCGAAUCCUAUGCGGGGAGGUGGUGUGUGUGUAUGUACAAAGUAUAUAUUCAAGGUGGCUUUUGAGAUGGUUACACUAUAGCUGUAGGUGAUAUAUUGGCAUUCUUAAUCUCCAGAAAAGAGAAGCAAUAAAGACAUAGAGGGAUUAUCAGGAGAACAUGACUUUUGUAAAUUGUGAAUAGAGCAAUGGAAACAUAAGGGCCAGUUUAGAAGAUUUAUGGGCCAGAUUGUUUUUGAAAACUAUUUUGAACAGUGAGAAGAUUGUUAUCCUGCAAUGGGAGUAACAUGGAUACACUCAAGUUUUGGCUCAGUAAAUAUCAUUGUUAUUUAAUUUAGAUUAUCAAAAGAAUACGUAAAAAGAAUAUUGUCAUGCCCUUAACAUUAUCCAUUAUCUUUAAUUUUUCUAAAAAAUUAGAAAUAAUAGUACUAGAAGAGAAUUUCUGGUUAUCCAGUUACCAUCUUUCAUGGCACACCCCGUGUUCUUUAGACAAGCACAAAGAGAAGCAUUGAGGCAGGCUUACCUGUUUCUCAUAAAGAGUCACUAGUGCUUUUACUUGGAGGAAGGCAAGGGAAUACUCUUAAGCAUUUAGUAAACAUUCAGCUAAACCAAAAGACAUCAAAGUGUGAUUGGUUUCAAGAACCAUCAUGUGUCUUGGUUUCUGAGACACCUGAGCAGCAUGACAAAUUGAACAUAAAAAACCAAUUGAUUGCUUUCCAAUUAAAAACAACAUUCCAUAUAGGUUUUACUCUUUAUUUUCCCUAAUCUGGUGCUUUCCAAGUCAUCUUCAAAGUGCCCUUUCUCCAAACUUUGAUAAAAACUGCUAUUCAUUACAAAACAUUCCAAUUUUUUUAAACUUAAAUUUUGCUUUUACUGAACGUCUACCAUUUGGUAUAUGAAGUAUGAAAUGUAGUGCAGACUUAUCUCCAGGUUUUAAGUGGGACUCAAUAAUGAAAAAUGCCACCAGCCACUUUUGUAAUAAUGGCAUCUACAAUGCCAUCAUGUAUGCAAGCAAUAAAAUUCUUCAGGGUAUGUUUUUAUACUGAAAUUUUAAUAAGAAUGCCCCUAGCCACAAGGAUAUAGAGAAUUAACUUUUAGAAAUGAUACUAUAACUCAAAUUUCUGGGUAUAGGGAAGGGAAAGGGGGGCAUUAUUCCUUGGAUUGAAAUAAGUGUCAAAAGCAUUUUUCCUUUUGCAAAGGGUAUGGAUGGUGAGAGAAUUAAGCACAUCUGCACUACUUCGUCAAGCUACAUUUCAGUUUCCAUGAAGUUUAAUACAGCAUACAGGUUGGUGUACUUAGCUUCAUUGGGUGACCUACCCCAACUAAAAAAAAAAAAUACUCCAACCUAAAAAAUUACUAAACUUUUUAUAAGAAUUAACCUUUAAAUGUGCCCUGUCCCCAUAUAUAAAUACACAUUUGGAUUUUUUAAAAAGAGUACUUGUCAUAGUCAUAAGUAUAAAAACUACAAACUUCAUAGUACUGCAGGGUUGUUAAAGAUUCAUUGAUGCCUUCUU